AUGGAUGAUGUGUCCAAUGUUUCCACGGUGACAGUUUUUACCCUUUCAGCCUUCAGUGAGGCUCUGAACCACAGAGCGGCCGUCUUCUCUCUCACCUUACUGUGUUACUGCGUGAUUGUCGUUGUUAAUGUCUCGCUCGUCAUCAUCAUCGUCGUAGAUGAGAACUUGCAUGAGCCCAUGUACGUUUUAUUGUGUGUUUGCUGCAUCAAUGGACUGUAUGGGACGGCAGGUUUCUACCCGAAGUUCCUGGUCGACCUCCUGUCUCCGUCUCAGGUCAUCUCGUACGGCGGCUGUCUGUGUCAGGCCUUCGUCCUGUACUCCUUCGUGUGCAGUGGCACUUCUGUUCUUGCAGCUAUGGCUUAUGACCGGCACGUGGCCAUCUGUCGGCCGCUGCAGUACCGCUCUGUGAUGACGAAGAGGAGGCUCGCCGAGCUGGUGGUCUUCUCCUGGUUGACGCCUUUCUGCAUUUUCUCCAUCAACAUCCUGCUGACAAACAGACUGACGUUCUGCAGUGCAAACAUCCAGAGACUCUUCUGUGUUAACUGGAUUAUUGUUGGGCUCGCUUGCCCCAACAUGGACACUCUUAUAAACAAUGCAUUUGCCUUCACCACACUAUCGAUUUAUAUCUGUCACUGGCUGUUUAUUGUCUGGACCUACGCUGAUCUUGUUCGAACUUGCCUGAAGUCCAGAGAAGACAGGGCGAAGUUCAUGCAGACGUGUUUGCCCAAUUUGAUCUCUUUACUCACUCUUUUUGUCACUGUGGUGUCUGAUUUAAUGCACAUGCGGUUUGCCUCCAAAGAUUUACCUCAAAGUUUUCAAAACUUUGUUGCAAUGGCUGUUCUGCUUAUUCCUCCCAUCAUGGAUCCUUUACUGUAUGGAUUCAGACUGACAAAAAUCCGCAGCAGAAUACUUGUGUUGGUUCAUGUGAGACAAAAAUGA
Scatophagus argus is the source of this 939-nucleotide messenger RNA. Its product is annotated as olfactory receptor 6N1-like. Lineage: Eukaryota; Metazoa; Chordata; Actinopteri; Scatophagidae. The record is from RefSeq and is a predicted model, not a curated record. Bases 1 to 939 code for a protein of 312 amino acids. Gene Ontology annotation, cellular component: membrane. Gene Ontology annotation, molecular function: olfactory receptor activity; G protein-coupled receptor activity. Gene Ontology annotation, biological process: G protein-coupled receptor signaling pathway. The transcript has a single exon.